Solanum verrucosum is the source of this 1408-nucleotide messenger RNA. Its product is annotated as ribosomal RNA small subunit methyltransferase. The transcript is spliced from 2 exons. The coding region runs from base 100 to 1164 and encodes 354 amino acids. Gene Ontology annotation, biological process: rRNA methylation. Gene Ontology annotation, molecular function: rRNA (adenine-N6,N6-)-dimethyltransferase activity. The record is from RefSeq and is a predicted model, not a curated record. Lineage: Eukaryota; Viridiplantae; Streptophyta; Magnoliopsida; Solanales; Solanaceae. Gene Ontology annotation, cellular component: mitochondrial matrix.
CGGCAAUUUUAGUUCCUAAAGGUUUAAGACAGUUACUCUCACCUCUCCGACGGGAAUUUCUUUGCCGGAGUCUCGCCGGAAGCGUCUAAAAGUUUCAUCAUGGCGGGAGGGAAGAUGAAGAAAGACAAGCCUCAGCGGGGCUCAUCAUCCGCUUCCUCAAAUCCUCACUUCCAGGGAGGGAUAUCGUUCCACAAGUCGAAGGGUCAGCACAUUCUGAAAAAUCCUCUACUGGUUGAUUCUAUUGUCCAGAAAUCCGGAAUUAAAUCUACCGAUGUUAUCCUCGAAAUUGGUCCUGGUACCGGUAAUCUUACAAAGAAGCUUCUAGAAGCCGGAAAGUCUGUUAUUGCUGUUGAACUUGAUCCUCGUAUGGUUCUCGAGUUGCAACGAAGGUUUCAGGGAACUCCUUUAUCUAACCGACUGAAGGUUAUACAAGGGGAUGUUCUUAAGUGUGAUCUCCCUUACUUCGAUAUUUGUGUGGCUAACAUCCCAUAUCAAAUAUCAUCUCCUCUCACCUUCAAAUUAUUGGCUCAUAGGCCUUUAUUCAGAGCUGCAGUAAUAAUGUUCCAGAGAGAAUUUGCUAUGAGACUUGUUGCUCAACCUGGUGAUACUCUUUAUUGCCGCCUUUCUGUGAACACACAGCUGUUGGCCCGAGUAUCACACUUAUUGAAGGUGGGAAAGAAUAAUUUCAGGCCACCACCAAAGGUUGAUUCUUCUGUAGUUAGAAUUGAACCUAGGGGACCACUUACUCCUGUCAAUUUUAAGGAGUGGGAUGGUUUGGUCAGGAUCUGUUUCAACCGGAAAAACAAAACUAUAGGUUCUAUUUUUAGACAAAAAUCCGUGCUCAACAUACUGGAAAAGAACUAUAGAACUUUGCAAGCUUUACAGUUCUCUGAGAAAGCUCCUUCAGAUGAUAUGGAAAUGGCUUUGGAUGUAUCUACCUUGGGAGAGUCAUUUGGAGACUUGAGUAUGGAUGCUGAUGAUGGAAAUGAUGACGAUGACAUUGAGAUGGAUGAUGGUGAUACGAAAAGAGCAGAAUUCAAAGAGAAAGUUUUGGCAGUGCUGAAGGAAGGAAAUUUUGAGGAAAAGAGAUCUUCCAAGCUCGCACAAGCAGAUUUCAUGCAUCUACUUUCUCUCUUUAACAAGGCUGGAAUUCAUUUUUCUUGAUUCAUGGGGCAGUUAGCCAUACGAGCUUAUUAUCAUGUUUGUGGUUUUUCUCCUCAUGGAGAUCCAAUUUUGUUUUGCUCAUAAUGAUUCAAGUCUUGAAAUUUGUAGAUAAUUUGCAUUUAGCGUCUCACAAUAUGGUGGAUUUGAAUGAGAUUAGAAGAUUUUCUUCUGGUAUGCUUGUAAUAGCCUGCACUUUUUGGUAUCUGUGACUCUUCAACAAGUGUUAAUCUAGUCGAGUUGUUGC